Molecule: messenger RNA, 3392 nt
Organism: Delphinapterus leucas (beluga whale)
Lineage: Eukaryota; Metazoa; Chordata; Mammalia; Artiodactyla; Monodontidae
Source: RefSeq, a predicted model, not a curated record
AUGUGGGAAAAAAAUAGAGUAAAUCUUUUAUUUGGUUACCAGACCCAAAAUCUACGCAGAGCUCUCUGCCUCAUAACAUUCAUGCUGACCUGUGGGGUCCUUCUCCUGUUAUUCUACUGGAAGCCGCAGUGGAGGGUAUGGGCCAACUGUAUCCCAUGCUCCUUGCAAGAAGCAGACACUAUUUUGCUAAGGACAACGGAUGAAUUUCAAAGAUAUAUGAGGAAGAAGGUAAUCUGCCUCUACUUAUCCACACUGAAGUUUCCUGUAAGGAAGAACCCAGAAGAACCCCUGGUGGCUGACUACGACUCUGUCAUAAACCAAGCCAUACUGAAGCCAGAAUUAAAAUGUAUCCAAGUGCAGAAAAUCAGGUAUGUUUGGAACCACUUGGAGAAGAGGUUUCAGAAAGUUGGGUUGCUGGAAGAUAGCAACACCUGCUACAACAUCCAUCAUACGUUUGGACUGGGUCUGACCGGUGGAGAACAAGAGGUCAGAAGAUUAGUGUGGGGGUCAAAUGCCAUUGAGGUCGAAAUCCAACCCACGUGGAAGCUGCUUGUUAAACAGGUUUUAAAUCUAUGCUACGUGUUUCAAGCCUUUACCCUCACUCUGUGGCUGUCUCAGGGUUACAUCGAAUACCCAGUGGCCAUCACCAUUGUUCUCUCCAUUGUCUUAAGCGUGUACGAUUUGCGACAGGAGUCAAUUAAGCUGCACAACCUUGUGGAGGAUCACAACAAAGUCCAGGUUACAAUCAUUGUAAAAGGCAAAGGUUUGCAGGAGCUAGAGUCCCGUCUCUUGGUUCCCGGAGAUAUUCUUAUGCUUCCAGGAAAACUUUCAUUGCCAUGCGAUGCUGCUCUGAUUGAUGGAAGCUGUGUGGUGCAUGAAGGCAUGCUCACGGGUAGGCAGUUGUCACGAAGCUUCCUCUUUCCUUCCAACAGUCAGGUCUCUCCAAAAGAUACUGCAACCAAGGCCCUGCCCCUCCUCUCCGCGCUGUCCCUCCUGUGCGGCCAGCCACCCUCCCUGACCACAGGCAUCGUGUAUGCACAAAGGAGGCUGAAGAAAAAGAAAAUCUUCUGGAUCUCCCCACAGAGAAUCAAUAUGUGCAGGCAAAUCAACCUCGUGUGCUUUGACAAAACUGGCACUCUUACAGAAGAUGGACUGGACCUCUGGGGGACUGUUCCUACUGCUGACAACUGUUUCCAGGAAGUCCACAGCUUUGCCUCGGGCAAGGCUCUGCCCUGGGGCCCACUGUGUGUGGCCAUGGCCAGCUGCCACUCUCUGAUCCUUCUCGACAGGACCAUCCAGGGAGACCCACUGGACCUCAAAAUGUUUGAGGGCACAGCUUGAAUAAAGGAAGAUUGCAAUGUAGACUACUGCAAAUUUGGGAUAUCAGUUUCCAACAUAAUAAUAAAACCAGGACCAAAAGCCAGUUGGAGCCCCUUGGAAGCCAUCGCCAUCUUUCGACAGUUUCCAUUUUCCUGCAGCCUGCAGAGGAUGUCUGUGGUCAUUCAGCGAGGGGAGGAUUAUUUUUGUGUCUAUAUGAAAGGUGCCCCGGAGAUGCUGGCUAGGUUCUGCAGAUCUGAAACAGUGACUUUCUUCCAAAUCCAAAGAGAGAAGGUGGAGUCAGAGUUAACAUUUCUGGGACUUCUCAUAAUGGAGAAUCACUUGAAAAAGGAAACAAAACCAGUCUUGAAGGAACUGAGCUAGGCCAUCAGGACUGCGAUGAUUACCGCUGACAACCUUCAAACAUCCAUCACUGUUGCAAAGAAUUCUGAAAUGAUUCCUCGGGGGAGCCACAUGAUCCUUGUUGAAGCCAAUGAACCCGAAGAGUUUGUCCCUGCCUCCGUGACCUGGAAGCUGGUAGAGAACCAAGAGAGUGGGCCUGGAAAGAAUGAAACCUAUAUUAACAUUGGAAACAGUUCAGUGCCUGAUGGAGAAAGACGGAGCUGUUACCAUUUCGCAGUGAGUGGGAAAUCAUACCAAGUGAUAUUUCAGCAUUUCAACAGCUUGCUUCCAAAAAUUCUGGUGAAUGGAACAAUUUUUGCAAGAAUGUUCCCUGGGCAGAAAUCUAGCCUCAUUGAAGAAUUUCAGAAAUUAAAUUAUUAUGUAGGCAUGUGUGGAGAUGGAGCUAAUGACUGUGGGGCUUUGAAAAUGGCUCAUGCAGGCAUUUUGCUGUCAGAACAGGAGGCAUCUGUGGCCUCCCCUUUCACCUUGAAAACAGCCAACAUGGAGUGUGUGUCUCAUCUCAUCAAAGAAAGCCUUGCUGCUCUCGUCUCAUCCUUUGGGGUAUUUAAAUACUUGAUCGUGUACAGCAUAAUCCACUUUAUGGGUACAUCACUGCUCUACUGGCAACUACAGCUUUUCGGGAUUUACCAGUAUCCCAUGUCAGAUGUUGCUACUACCUUGAUGGUCUGUUUAACAGUGAGCUCAACUCAUGCCUACCCAAAGCUGGCUCCAUACCAACCGGUAGGACAGCUCCUUUCUCCCCCUUUGCUGUUGUCAGUCUUUUUAAACACCUGCUUCACCUGCAUUGUGCAGGUCUGUGCAUUUCUCUGUGUGAAGCAGCAGCCCUGGUAUUGUGAGGUCUACAGACACAGUAAGUGCUUUCUGGACAACCAGAGUAAUUUCUCAACAAAUGUGAGUUUGGAAAGAAACUGGACUGGAAAUGCAACUCUGAUUCCCGGUUCAGUUUUAAGUUUUGAGAGUACCACGCUAUGGCCCAUCACCACCAUCAACUGUAUCACAGCAACAUUUAUCUUUUCUAAGGGAAAGCCAUUUCGAAAACCCAUCUAUACAAACUAUAUAUUCUCACUUCUGCUGGUAUCUGCCUUGGGCCUCACAAUUUCCAUUCUGUUUUCUGCUUUUCAAGAUAUAUACCGUGGGAUGGAGUUCAUCCUAACCAUCACAUCAUGGAGGAUUUCAAUUUUGGUGGCAGCCCUCACCCAAUUCUGUGUGGCCUUCUGGGAAGUGGAUGAUGGUUUAAUUGUUUUUUCCACCUGAUUUUCCAUCCUUCAAAAUCGAGAGCUCUGGCUACUGAUCAAGAAAAAAUGUGGAAUCCAUUCUAAAAGUCAAUAUAAGAACUGGCAAAAAAAAAAAAAAAAACUGGCAGAAGACCCAAUCUGGCCUCCCACAAACAGGACAGAUUAUUCAGGCGAUGGCACAAAUGGAUUCUACAUCAACCAAGGCUAUGAAAGCUCUGAAUAGAUUCCAAAAGAAAAACUCGAAUUGGGAGGCCAAACCACAGAACAACAUUUUUGGACCAGAUUGUAAUCAGAAUUGUUAACAGCAUCCCUCUUUUACCCAGAAACUAAAACACUGUAGAGAGGUGAUGAUAGUCUACGCUUAUCUUUUCUUUCUCCAUCUGAAGAUUCAAGCCUUGCAACAAAGGACCUUAAAUA